AUGACGAGUAAUACAUUAAAGUGUAACAAUUGUCAUCUCGUUGUUAAUGAGCUUUUAGCUUAUAUUCAAAAUAAAGUUUCAAUAGCGGAUGAAGUGAGUUUGGUGAAAAUAUGUACGUCAGCUUUUUCUAGUGAACAAAUUGAAAAAGCCAAUAGCUUACUCCUGGAAUCGUUACCAUCGGAUUUACGUAAAACUGUUCGCAAAGGAAGAGGCAAGGAAAAUCGCUCACUGCACGACAUCAUAAAUGUGUUUAAAGUAACAGAUCCUGAUAUAUUACGUGUGUUCGUGGCUAGAGAUUUGGAAAAACUACCACCUAUAACAUUUGACCACCUAGAUGUCUCCAAGCUGCUUAAAGAUCUGAUGAUAGUACAGGCCGAAAUCAAAAGUAUUAAGUCAACAUAUGCUACUGUUGAGCAACUUGAAUGUGUUAGGAGGGAAUGUCUUAUAGGCAAAUUACCUUCGCCGCCUUUUUCAACUAUGGCAGUAAACACAAAAAGAGGAGCUUACCGUGAUAGUGGACCGAUAGGAUUGUCUCAAUUAGACGACACUAUCAUUACAACGCAUUUAGAUCAGUCUAACGGCGAGGCAUUAUCGCCGGGAGAAUAUAAUAUAAAAUAUAGAAAUAUUAAUAUGAGUACUACAAUGGAGGGUAGAAAUACAGCGAUUCAAAGUAUUGUUCAUCAACAGUCGACAGACGCGGACGAUUGUAUCAUCCGAGGCGGCCGAGGCAUGAAAGCGAUUAGUACUGUAAAUGAGUCAUCGCGAGUAUCGAGCGAAUCGAACGAUCAGCCGGGUGGGUCAGCGCAAAUUAAAUCUUAUGCUGCGGCUGCUAAGGUUCAUGAUCCAAGUGAAGGCUGGACAGUUGUACAGAAGAGAUCGCAUAAAUUGAAAAACCGCCUCAUUGGCAAAAUGGGAAAUGUUGUGGUUGAAUCGGAAGAAAAAUUCAGGGCGGCUGAUAGAAAAAUACCUCUAUUUAUAACAAACGUUCAUAAAGAUACGGCAAAAUCGGAUAUAAUUAACUAUAUUAAGAACAAAACUAAGGAGAGUGUUACAUUAGAGAAAAUUUCAAUUAAGCGUCAAUGUGAAUACGACGCCUACAAGCUUUUUGUUUCACAAAGUAAGCUUUCGUUGUAUCUUAAUGAGAAUAUUUGGCCACAGGGAAUUAUUUUUCGGCGGUUUGUGCACUUUAAGCUUAAACGCAAAGACGAAACACCUGUUGCAGAGGUGGCGUUGAAUGACCUGCCUAUUGUUAAUGGAUAA
This is a messenger RNA of Vanessa atalanta (red admiral), 1260 nucleotides long. RefSeq lists its product as uncharacterized. Lineage: Eukaryota; Metazoa; Arthropoda; Insecta; Lepidoptera; Nymphalidae. The transcript has a single exon. The record is from RefSeq and is a predicted model, not a curated record. The coding region runs from base 1 to 1260 and encodes 419 amino acids.